This is a messenger RNA of Porites evermanni, 3209 nucleotides long. NCBI's taxonomy places the organism in Eukaryota, Metazoa, Cnidaria, Anthozoa, Scleractinia, Poritidae. The record is from the annotation of a GenBank genome assembly.
AUGUUUUUUUUUGUAUUUUCAGCCACCCCAGCUACUUUUGAAACACCAAGCACCAUCCAAGGAACUCCAGCACCAUCUCAACCCAUCUCAGAAAACAGCAGAGGGACUGCAGAAAACAGCAGCUCAACAGAAAACAAUUCAAGUAGUAAAAAAGAUGAAUCAGAUUUCACACUGGACAGGUUCCUUGCAAAGAAUACAAGUGAAGACAAUGCCUCAUUUGAGCAAAUCAUGGAGACAUCUACACAGAAACGCAGAGAGAAGUAUCAAUGGCUUUAUGAAAGAGAGCGGGAACAGAAAGAAAGGAAAGAGGAAAUCCUGGCCUUGCCAGCUUCUGAGGAAGGUGAUCAGUUUAAGUACGAAGACAGGCCUUCAAUGAUAGAGACAUGGAACUAUACGAACAAAAAUGCACUUAUGUAUUAUCCAGAUGGGGUGGAAGCAUCGGUGCAAGAAAAAAUUGAGGGCAAGUACAUCAAAAGACAACAGAUAUUGCAUGCUAACAGCAGGUUUAAGAGGGAUCCAUUUCCUGAGGAUUCUUGUGAGGACAAACUAGCAGCUGCUGCUGCGACUCGCUUAGCUGCCCAGCAAGGAAGGAUUGGAGUGGAUGGGCAAGUUCAGGGAAGCAAUGAAACACCUAAUGUUAAGGGGUAUGGAUUUGUGGCCACACCCUCUCCUGCUCCAGGUAUUUACAUUCAUUAAUCUUAAUCCUUAAAGUCACAUUAUUCACAUACAAACUCUCCAUACAUUUCCUUGAAGAAUUAGANGCCCAGCAAGGAAGGAUUGGAGUGGAUGGGCAAGUUCAGGGAAGCAAUGAAACACCUAAUGUUAAGGGGUAUGGAUUUGUGGCCACACCCUCUCCUGCUCCAGGUAUUUACAUUCAUUAAUCUUAAUCCUUAAAGUCACAUUAUUCACAUACAAACUCUCCAUACAUUUCCUUGAAGAAUUAGAUGAGAGAAUUUGGAAAAAGAUCAAAGCCUUUUUCCCUUGGUGAUCAUUAUAUUAUUUUGUUGUGAUAACCUCUUCUCUGGAUGAUGUAUAGAUAUUGUUAAGAGAAAAAAUAAUUUUAUGAGUUGUAGAGUAAUAUUCUGAUUCUCACUGGAACUUAAAAUCAAGAGCCCACUGUUACGGGUGGCCAUAUUGGUUUCAAAUGCACCGAGGGGUGAGCCCUUGGCUUAAUAGUGGUGGAGGGCGGGGGAGGGAGGUGAGACCUGAUACAUUUGAAACCAAGGUGGCUGCCCUUAGGGUAGGUUCUCAAUCUCGAGAUCAUACUGAAAAAUGGGGGGACUGUGAAAAGUAUAAGGUGAUUAGUGGUCUGAGAAUAGUCGUUAAUUUAAAGAGUGGCAAUCCUUCUAUUUCAUGAAUAUGUACACUGCAAGUUCGUAUUUAAGGUCACUGAUUUUCUGUCAUGUACUUCAGGUGUGGAUGCAUCACCUCUAAUGACUUGGGGAAGCAUAGAAGGCACCCCUUUUCGUUUGGAUGGGGGAGACACGCCUAUUGCCGGCACCCCUGGACCAACAUUUAAAAUGCCAGAACCAAAGAAACGUGACCAGCUUGGCCUAGCACUAGCAGAGAAGGUUAGCAGACAACACAGAGAAAAACGACGACAAGCUCUAGCAACAGCCACUGCAAUGAUUGGCAGGUACAUUUAAAUAAUAUCAUUAGCGUUUAUUGUACACAGGCGGCCCAUUGCCCGGAGUGAGUUACUCUUCUGUGCCCAUGCAAAAGUGUUUUCACAGGCCAGUUCAUUUUUAGAUUGGUGUUCCUGCACAUUUUGCAAAUCAAGUAAUUCCUUACAGACCAGUUAACAGGUUGGUGUUUUGGUGUUGUCUUUUUUCUUAUAUCAUAUGGCAGAUGAGACGCACUCAUUUAUGAGGCAGCACUUCCAUUUUCGCGGAAAUAGUACGCAAACAUGAUGUUAAAAAUAAACUGACCUGUAGAUAGCCGUUGCAUUGGCCACAGUAUUUUAUCACAUAUCAAACAUCACCAAGACCUUAAUGACGAUCCGCAGAGGAGAAUUUUUAUAGUGGUGUUUUAACCGAUCCAGUACCUGGGCACUGAGAAUUAUAUAGCUUGGUAAGCAGUUGUUUCCAUUUUCUAUUGGCCUAACAAAAAAGCAUGGAAGACGCACGAGGCUUUAAAAAACGAUAGACAACAAAAGGAAGGCCUGAUAUUUUUAGUUCCAGUCUACAACUAAAAGAAACGUGGUCUAUCCAACCAUAGUCAUUAAUAGUUCAUUUCUAAGGUCCUUUGUUUUUAAUUUAAUACACUUACUCCAUUGAUCAUACUGGUAUUCCUGUUGGGGGAAGAUUGCAUCAAGCAACUUAACUACAUGUAGGUUUUUCCAUUGUUCCCGGUGUUGCGAAGAAUUUUUUCUCACUUUCUUUGUAUUCCCAAUAUUCCUUAAUCUCUUUCUGCCAAGUUAUCCGUCAAUCCUUGAAGGAAAAUCCUCUGGAACAAGUAGAAUAAUUUAUUGCAGAAAAUUUGCGCCUAAAGUAAUGUUAAACAGUUAAAAUUCUUUAAACAACUGUGACCCCGGGUUCCCAAGCAGGUCAUGGUUUAGUUACCAAGGGCGCCUAGUUCCAUUAAACAUAAAUUCCGGUUUGAAAUUUUGGAAAUUUCACGUGGCCAAUGGAAUGGUACAUUCCGGUUGCACAGACCUAACCCAAGCCACCACGCAUUUGGUUAUUAUUCUCGUAAGCAGGAUGCAAAAGAGGGGUACUGGGGACAACAAUUUUGUCCAAUUGAAACGGACAUUAUGGUCCGACCAACCAAAAUGACCAGACCAGUCAAAGUGAACCACCUUCAAAGGCGGUCCCAAAUAUUCCGGUUGGACCUAACCGAAAUGGUCUGCUCCAUGUGAUUUCUAACUGAAAUUUCCAGAAUUUUGGGCUGAAUGGAAAGUGCUCCAAGUGAUGUUCAGUUUGUCUUUAUCUUUGUUGCACAGGAGUCCCAAGCAUAUGAACACGGUUGAUCGUUUGGGGCAGAUGUCUCCUGCUGCCCAGAGGUUAGCAUCUCAGAGACUGGGAAUAAGAACGGGAACUGAUAAAUCUUUAAGAGCAAGUUACACCCCAUCACCUGCUCAUAGCUUAUCAGGGGACACCACACCCGCCUACCAUCGAGCUUCAACUCCUGCUACUCCACAGGAGAACAGUUCAACACCAUCGAGGAGUGUAUCUCUCACAGAUAACCUUCUCAGGUUACCAAAACACUGA